GGGCACAAGUUUCGAAUCGGUUCGUUGAUAACGAGGACGACGAUCGCAUGACGAUGCCCGGAGCCGGAUCCAAUGGUAUGUUUCAGUUACGUAGCCGUUUGUCCCUACACGGCCAGACCCACGAUUCUCAAGGCCGAGCUUCCCAUGUCCCCUGAUCGUACCAUCCUCCGCACCGGCGGCACCUCCUCCUCCUCUCGCCGCCGUGACCUCGUGUUCGUCGUCAAUCCCCGAGGUGCCAAUGGUAGAACAGCUAAGGAAUGGAAAAAGCUGCUUCCUUUCCUCCGGUCCCGUCUUGAUAAAGACUGUAAUUUAUCACGUGAUGGAGUCUGUUUCCAUAUAGUUGUUUCGACUAUCAGUGAAUCUUUUACAUCGGGUCCUUCUCAUGCCAUUGACAUUACUAGAGAGGCUAUUAAGGAUGGUGCUGAUGCAGUAAUUGCAGUAGGAGGUGAUGGAACCCUUCAUGAGGUUAUUAAUGGAUUCUUUUGGGAUGGGAAACCUCUUGCUACUCUCAACAAGGUGGCUACUCAUUCGACUGCUCUCGGUCUCAUUCCCCUUGGUACUGGAUCUGAUUUUGCCAGGACAUUUGGUUGGAAAAACGAUCCUUGUGAAGCCAUCGAACGCAUUGCAAGAGGGAUGAGAACAUGGAUCGAUGUCGGUGUUAUUGAUAAAAAAGGAAAGGAUUUGCAUUACUUUGUUAACGUUGCGGAUAUUCAUUUAAGCGCAAAGGCUGGUUACUAUGCUUCAAAAUACAAGAAAUUCGGGAACUUGUGCUAUGUAAUCGGCUCCCUUCAAGCUUUUAUGGGACAUCAUAACCGAGAUAUGAGAAUCAGGGUCAAUGGAGGAGAGUGGAAGACCUAUCCUCAAGUCACAGCCCUCUGCAUUGGAAAUGCGAAAUAUUUCGGCGGCGGAAUGAAAAUCACGCCCAAUGCUGACCCUCGAAAUGGAAAUCUCGAGAUUGUGAUCCUGCAGGACUUCAAAUGGUACGACUUCGUGCUGAAACUGUAUAAGCUAUACAACGGGACGCACCUGUCAGUCGAGAAUGUGACUUCACUGAGUGUACAAAGUAUUGAAGUGGAGGAGAUUAAGGAUAGCGGAAGCAUCUAUGUUCAGUCCGACGGCGAACAUUUAGGAUUUCUUCCCCGGAAGUUCUGCGUGAUGCCCGGCAUCAUCGAAAUGAUAUGCUGAUCACACCCACUGGCGGAUCACAGAGAAAAAUUCAGAUAGUGGCGACCAAAAGUGUAGAAGAGGAGAGCCCUGAAAUCAGAUCAGAUCAGACAAAAUAUCUGACUCGUGUUAAGAUUCAGUUGUUGUUGUUUUGUCAUGUCGUGUUCUGACAUUUGCUUGCGGCUGAGCCUCUGAUAGUCAAAUUUUACUGUAAGAGAUCUUUUUUUAGUAUCUACGAAUCUAAUUGUGUA
This is a messenger RNA of Tarenaya hassleriana, 1415 nucleotides long. Its product is annotated as sphingoid long-chain bases kinase 2, mitochondrial. Gene Ontology annotation, biological process: phospholipid biosynthetic process; protein insertion into mitochondrial inner membrane; phosphorylation. The record is from RefSeq and is a predicted model, not a curated record. The transcript has 14 exons. NCBI's taxonomy places the organism in Eukaryota, Viridiplantae, Streptophyta, Magnoliopsida, Brassicales, Cleomaceae. Bases 73 to 1185 code for a protein of 370 amino acids. Gene Ontology annotation, cellular component: TIM22 mitochondrial import inner membrane insertion complex. Gene Ontology annotation, molecular function: kinase activity; ATP binding.